This is a messenger RNA of Egretta garzetta (little egret), 936 nucleotides long. Its product is annotated as olfactory receptor 14J1-like. The transcript has a single exon. Gene Ontology annotation, biological process: G protein-coupled receptor signaling pathway. NCBI's taxonomy places the organism in Eukaryota, Metazoa, Chordata, Aves, Pelecaniformes, Ardeidae. The record is from RefSeq and is a predicted model, not a curated record. Gene Ontology annotation, molecular function: G protein-coupled receptor activity; olfactory receptor activity. Bases 1 to 936 code for a protein of 311 amino acids. Gene Ontology annotation, cellular component: membrane.
AUGUCCAACAGCAGCUCCAUCACCCACUUCCUCCUCCUGGCAUUCGCAGACUCACGCGAGCUGCAGCUCUUGCACUUCUGCCUCUUCCUGGGCAUCUACCUGGCUGCCCUCCUGGGAAACGGACUCAUCAUCACCGCCAUAGUCUGCAACCACCACCUCCACAGCCCCAUGUACUUCUUCCUCUUCAACCUCUCCCUCCUUGACCUGGGAUCCAUCUCUAACACUGUUCCCAAAUCCAUGGCCAAUUCACUCUGGGACAUCAGGGUCAUUUCCCACACAGGAUGUGCUGUCCAAGUCUUUUUGUUUUUCUUUUUGAUGUCAGCAGAAUUGUAUCUUCUCACUGUCAUGGCCUAUGACCGCUACAUUGCCAUCUGCAAACCCCUGCACUACAGGACCCUGCUGGGCAGCAGAGCUUGUAUCAACAUGGCAGCAGUUGCCUGGGGCAGUGGCUUUCUCAAUGCUCUCAUUCACACGGCCAAUGCAUUUUCCAUACCCCUUUGCCAUGGAAAUGAUGUGAACUUGUUCUUCUGUGAAGUCCCCCAGAUCCUCAAGCUCUCCUGCUCAGAUGCUUCUCUCAGGGAGGGCUGGCUUCUUGUGUUUAGUGUCUGUAUUGCAUUUGGGUGUUUUAUUUUCAUUGUUUUCUCGUAUGUACAGAUCUUCAGGGCUGUGCUGAGGAUCCCCUCUCAGCAGGGACAGCACAAAGUCUUUUCCACGUGCCUGCCUCACCUGGCCGUGGUCUCCCUGUUUCUCAGCACUGCAGUGUUUGAUCACCUCAAGCCCCCCUCCAUCUCCUCCCCAACCCUAGAUCUCAUCGUGGCAGUUCUGUACUCGGUGGUGACUCCAACAGUGAACCCCCUCAUCUAUACCUUGAGGAACAAGGAAAUCAAGGAUGCCUCAUGGAAAAUGAUCCGAUGGGUGCUGUUUCACUGGCAAUAA